UCGGCGCGCGCGGUGCAGGGCUCCUGCCUCCGGUUGUUCGGUUGACGGCUGGCGAAGGGCUGCUCUGUCUCAGCUUUAUUUAGCGAAAGGUUUCACUCGCAGCCUGUCCCUGGGAAGAAUUGAGCCAGGCCGCGAAGUGGCGAUGUGAGGUGCGCCGUCAGCCCCGUGCUCAAAGCAGACAAAGAGGUGUCUGUUUCCAAACAGUUCCUACUGCUAGUGGUGGUGACUAAAUGAUACCUCGGUACUAAAACCUCUUGAGCUGGUAAUGCAACUGACGUUUUGUUGGUACUUUUUACAGGGGACACCGCAAAAGGAUGUUAUAAUAAAACCCGAUGCCCCAAGCAUGUUGCUUUCGGAGAAGCAUGCGGACUAUAUAGCUUCGUAUGGGACAAAGAAAGAUGAUUAUGAAUACUGUAUGUCGGAGUAUUUGAGGAUGAGUGGUGUUUACUGGGGGCUGACAGCAAUGGAUCUCAUGGGGCAGCUGCACCGAAUGAACAAAGAAGAAAUUCUGGCAUUCAUCAAAUCAUGUCAACAUGAAUGUGGUGGAAUAAGUGCCAGCAUAGGUCAUGAUCCUCAUCUUCUCUAUACCCUCAGUGCUGUCCAGAUUCUUAUCUUAUAUGAUAGUCUUCAUGUUGUUGAUGUAAAUAAAAUUGUUGAAUAUAUACAGAACUUGCAAAAAGAAGAUGGAUCAUUUGCUGGAGACAAAUGGGGAGAAAUAGAUACAAGGUUCUCCUUCUGUGCUGUGGCAACUCUUGCACUUCUGGGAAAGCUGGAUGCUAUUGAUGUGGGGAAAGCAGUAGAAUUCGUUUUGUCCUGUAUGAACUUUGAUGGAGGAUUUGGUUGUAGACCAGGUUCCGAAUCACAUGCAGGACAGAUCUAUUGUUGCACAGGAUUUCUGGCUAUAACAGACCAGUUGCAUCAAAUAAAUGUUGACUUGCUGGGUUGGUGGCUUUGUGAACGUCAGCUACCUUCUGGAGGUCUCAACGGACGACCAGAGAAGGUGGAUCCGUUUCACACUUUAUUUGGAAUUGCUGGAUUAUCUUUAUUAGGAGAAGAACAAAUUAAGGCCGUCAAUCCCGUCUUCUGUAUGCCAGAAGAUGUCCUUCGAAGAAUAAACGUACAGCCUGAGCUUGUGAGCUAAGACUUGUAGAGACAAAAGGUUGAUAUACCCAGUUGCUUUGGUUUUACUGAUUUAAGUAAUCUCAUCUCUGAAACUCUUAGCAUAUUCUUUGAGAUGUGUUUACAUUACAAAAGUAAAGCAAUAGCUUUACCGUGGGCUUUGUCACUUUGUAAACUGUAUCAGAACAGGCUUGCUCUAAUAAUCUGAGUGUAACAUGUUCUUUGGUUGUAUAUAAGAGAUAUAGAAACAUUUCUAAUCUGUAUCUAAAUAUAUGGGCCUUUGCAUUUUUUUAAAUAAUCAAGUCAAAGCAAUAGUGUGAAUGCUUAAUUUUGUAUUCCUGUGAUAUCAAUCAUGCUAGCAUCUGUCUUUACACAAGCGUGUUUUGAUGGUGGAUCACACAAAGCACUUUAAAAGAAUAUGAAAAAAAAAAACCCCAAACAAAAACCCUACUUAAGCCAUGCACUUAAUGCCACACACUUGUAUAUUUAAUUCUUCCUGUUUAUGUUUGCCAUCACUUUUAUGUAUUGAGAAAUGAGCUUUUUCUUCUGAUAGUAAUUGAUACCAGUGAAAAAAAAAAUUAUGGUCCCAUUAAGUAUGUAAAUGUCUUCAUUUAUGGAUGAGUCCCUUAGGCAAAAUUUUGCUGAUAUUUGAAAUAGAGCAUAUCUUGAGUAUGUAUAGUGACACUUGCUAACAUUAAGCAUUCUAGAGAAGGUCUCUAUAGGACAGUAACUUGUAACUGAAUAUGAAGUUGAUCCUAAAUUUGUUGCUGGGUUGAAAUCCUGCUUUCGUAGCUUUUAAGACAAUAAUUGCCAACACUUGAUUAUGGUGUAAUUGAGAAUAAAACUAGCCAUGGAAAAUACUUGUUCUCUGAAGGAUGAAGUCCUCUUUGUCUUCACAGAAGCCCUAAAAUUGCCUCUUAAUUUACAUUCCACACACCCUGGCUAAGACUGAAUGGUAUUUCAGUUGAAAUACACAGUAAAAGGUAAUCGUGAAGAGGAGGAAAUCUUUGACUGUACUUAUGCUUGAGGAAGGUCUAAAGUUGUUUCAAACAGUUUUAAAAGCUAGCUGGUUAGUUUUACCCAGCCUAUUCGUGUUAGUAGGGUGUAAGCUAGAACUGGACAAAGUAACUUUUUGGUAGACCUUUACUUGUAGAGAAUUUCAAAGUGAGAAUGUGUCUUUUGAAUGCUCAAGUAUUGCUAAUGAAUUUUUUAAGCCUUCCCUACAGGCUUUCAGAUAAGGUAAAAACCUUAUUCUCUUUAGCUGUCCACUUGCCUGAUGAAUUCUUUGGUCAAAGCCUGGAAUUAAUUUUUUUCAAGGUUUGGAAAAAAGUUACAGUAGGCUUUGUGUUGAGUGUGAGGGAAUGAGAGCACUGAUCAGGUUUUAUCUAACUGUAAAGUUUAACAGAAAUUUAAAAAUAAGUUUUUCUCAUUCCAGGUUACCUUUGCAAGUGCCACUUCUUUUCAUCUAAGGAAACACUGUUCAGUACAUAGGAAUUUGCUGUUUUUUCCAUGUUGUGUAGACAAAAUAGAAUCCUCUUCAGAAUUUCUAGUCUAGUAUAGACUGAGACACCCUGGGAAUUAAUAUGUGGGUGAUACUGCAUGACAGUGUAGAACAUUUCACUGUAGGUUGAAAUCCUAUUAAUAUUAUUGGAGUUUUUCUCUGAAGAAGGUCUGAUCAACUUCAUUUGCUAAGUCAGCUGUGAUUUGUAAAGGUCUUAUAAGAUUAUAGGUUAAAAAAGGGGUGAGUAUGUGCACAAACUAAAAACUUCUUAA
Messenger RNA from Haliaeetus leucocephalus (bald eagle), 2892 nucleotides. RefSeq names its product Rab geranylgeranyltransferase, beta subunit (gene RABGGTB). The transcript is spliced from 7 exons. NCBI's taxonomy places the organism in Eukaryota, Metazoa, Chordata, Aves, Accipitriformes, Accipitridae. Gene Ontology annotation, biological process: protein geranylgeranylation. Gene Ontology annotation, cellular component: Rab-protein geranylgeranyltransferase complex. Bases 266 to 1141 code for a protein of 291 amino acids. Gene Ontology annotation, molecular function: Rab geranylgeranyltransferase activity. The record is from RefSeq and is a predicted model, not a curated record.